CAUGAAGAAGGCAGAGAGGCAGGUGGCCCUGCUGAACCUGGUGGAAGAACCAGAGCAGGUCAUCCUAAAGGAACAGGUAAAAAAUAGGGUUCGUUUCAUAGAGAAUGAGAUGACGGCAGAGAGGCAAGUGGACCCAGUGGAAAAACCAGACCAGGUCAUGAAGAAGGUAGAGAGGCAGGUUGACCCAGUGGAAAAACCAGACCAGGUCAUGAAGAAGACAGAGAGGCAGGUGGCCCUGCUGAACCUGGUGGAAGAACGAGAGCAGGUCAUCCUAAAGGAACAGGUAAAAAAUAGGGUUUGUUUCAUAGAGAAUGAGAUGAAGACAGAGAGGCAGGUGGACCCAGUGGAAAAACCAGACCAGGUCAUGAAGAAGGCAGAGAGACAGGUGGCCCCGGUGGACACAGUGGAAAAACCAAAGCAGGUAGUAAAGAACCAGAUUGAUAUAAAGACGCCAAAUUUAGAAGAGCAAAUGGUCCUCAAAAUCCUGGAGAAGAUGGAGAACAAAAGGCUGGAGAAGCAGGUGCUUCAGAUGGACCAGAUGACGAAGGUGGAAGAAGAGCAGCUGCAGGACGACGUUCUUGUUCCCCCCAUCGUUGAAGCCCAACCUGGAGAGUCUGGGAAAGAAAGUAGAAAGUAGAGAUGCAGGACGGGGAGGAUGAGAAGGGAAAUGGGGUAAAGGGUGAAGAGAUGGGGCAAGGAGUGGAGCAGAAGGUUUUAGAGGACCAGGCAGACCAAAUACCAAAGAUGGAGAAGCAGGUGGUUCUGGGAAAAACAAACCUGAGAAGAAAGUAAAGAAGAGAAAAUGGUGGCAGACACGCCAGAAAGUAGAGAUGCAGGUGGCCCCACGGGACCUGAUGGAAGAACCAGAGCAGGUCGUCCUAAAGGACCAGAGGAGGAAACCAGUAAAGAAGGUGAUUCUGGUUUUUGAGAUUGAGAUGGCAGGUGGACCCAGUGGAAAAACCAGACCAGGUCAUGAAGAAGGUAGAGAGGCAGGUGGCCCCGCUGAACCUGGUGGAAAAGCCAGAGCAGGUCAUCCUAAAGGACCAGGUAAAAAAUAGGGUUCGUUUCAUAGAGAAUGAGAUGAAAAAGUUAGAGAGGCAGGUGGACCCAGUGGAAAAACCAGACCAGGUCAUGAAGAAGGUAGAGAGGCAGAUGGCCCAGUUGAACCUGGUGGAAGAACCAGAGCAGGUCAUCCUAAAGGAACAGGUAAAAAAUAGGGUUCGUUUCAUAGAGAAUGAGAUGAAGGCAGAGAGGCAAGUGGACCCAGUGGAAAAACCAGACCAGGUCAUGAAGAAGGUAGAGAGGCAGGUGGACCCAGUGAGUGGAAAAAACAGACCAGGUCAUGAAGAAGGCAGAGAGGCAGGUGGCCCUGCUGAACCUGGUGGAAGAACCAGAGCAGGUCAUCCUAAAGGAACAGGUAAAAAAUAGAGUUCGUUUCAUAGAGAAUGAGAUGAAGGCAGAGAGGCAAAUGGACCCAGUGGAAAAACAAGACCAGGUCAUGAAGGGGGUAGAGAGGCAGGUGGACCCAGUGGAAAAACCAGACCAGGUCAUGAAGAAGACAGAGAGGCAGGUGGCCCUGCUGAACCUGGUGGAAGAACCAGAGCAGGUCAUCCUAAAGGAACAGGUAAAAAAAUAGGGUUCGUUUCAUAGAGAUUAAGAUGAAGGCAGAGAGGCAAGUGGACCCAGUGGAAAAACCAGACCAGGUCAUGAAGAAGGCAGAGAGGCAGGUGGCCCUGCUGAACUUGGUGGAAGAACCAGAGCAGGUCAUCCUAAAGGAACAGGUAAAAAAUAGGGUUCGUUUCAUAGAGAAUGAGAUGAAGAAGGCAGAGAGGCAGGUGGACCCAGUGGAAAAACCAGACCAGGUCAUGAAGAAGGCAGAGAGGCAGGUUGACCCAGUGGAAAAACCAGACCAGGUCAUGAAGAAGACAGAGAGGCAGGUGGCCCUGCUGAACCUGGUGGAAGAACCAGAGCAGGUCAUCCUAAAGGAACAGGUAAAAAAUAGGGUUUGUUUCAUAGAGAAUGAGAUGAGGACAGAGAGGCAGGUGGACCCAGUGGAAAAACCAGACCAGGUCAUGAAGAAGGCAGAGAGGCAGGUGGCCCCGGUGGACACAGUGGAAAAACCAAAGCAGGUAGUAAAGAACCAGAUUGAUAUAAAGAAGCCAAAUUUAGAAGAGCAAAUGGUCCUCAAAAUCCUGGAGAAGAUGGAGAACAAAAGGCUGGAGAAGCAGGUGCUUCAGAUGGACCAGAUGACGAAGGUGGAAGAAGAGCAGCUGCAGGACGACGUUCUUGUUCCCCCCAUCGUUGAAGCCCAACCUGGAGAGUCUGGGAAAGAAAGUAGAAAGUAGAGAUGCAGGACGGGGAGGAUGAGAAGGGAAAUGGGGUAAAGGGUGAAGAGAUGGGGCAAGGAGUGGAGCAGAAGGUUUUAGAGGGCCAGGCAGACCAAAUACCAAAGAUGGAGAAGCAGGUGGUUCUGGGAAAAACAAACCUGAGAAGAAAGUAAAGAAGAGAAAAUGGUGGCAGAGACGCCAGAAAGUAGAGAUGCAGGUGGCCCCACGGGACCUGGUGGAAGAACCAGAGCAGGUCGUCCUAAAGGACCAGAGGAGGAAACCAGUAAAGAAGGUGGUUCUGGUUUUUGAGAUUGAGAUGGCAGGUGGACCCAGUGGAAAAACCAGACCAGGUCAUGAAGAAGGUAGAGAGGCAGGUGGCCCCGCUGAACCUGGUGGAAAAACCAGAGCAGGUCAUCCUAAAGGACCAGGGGAAGGAACAAGUAAAAAAUAGGGUUCGUUUCAUAGAGAAUGAGAUGAAAAAGUUAGAGAGGCAGGUGGACCCAGUGGAAAAACCAGACCAGGUCAUGAAGAAGGUAGAGAGGCAGAUGGCCCAGUUGAACCUGGUGGAAGAACCAGAGCAGGUCAUCCUAAAGGAACAGGUAAAAAAUAGGGUUCGUUUCAUAGAGAAUGAGAUGAAGGCAGAGAGGCAAGUGGACCCAGUGGAAAAACCAGACCAGGUCAUGAAGAAGGUAGAGAGGCAGGUGGACCCAGUGAGUGGAAAAAACAGACCAGGUCAUGAAGAAGGCAGAGAGGCAGGUGGCCCUGCUGAACCUGGUGGAAGAACCAGAGCAGGUCAUCCUAAAGGAAAAGGUAAAAAAUAGAGUUCGUUUCAUAGAGAAUGAGAUGAAGGCAGAGAGGCAAGUGGACCCAGUGGAAAAACAAGACCAGGUCAUGAAGGGGGUAGAGAGGCAGGUGGACCCAGUGGAAAAACCAGACCAGGUCAUGAAGAAGACAGAGAGGCAGGUGGCCCUGCUGAACCUGGUGGAAGAACCAGAGCAGGUCAUCCUAAAGGAACAGGUAAAAAAUAGGGUUUGUUUCAUAGAGAAUAAGAUGAAGGCAAAGAGGCAAGUGGACCCAGUGGAAAAACCAGACCAGGUCAUGAAGAAGGCAGAGAGGCAGGUGGCCCUGCUGAACUUGGUGGAAGAACCAGAGCAGGUCAUCCUAAAGGAACAGGUAAAAAAUAGGGUUCGUUUCAUAGAGAAUGAGAUGAAGAAGGCAGAGAGGCAGGUGGACCCAGUGGAAAAACCAGACCAGGUCAUGAAGAAGGCAGAGAGGCAGGUGGCUCCGGUGGACACAGUGGAAAAACCAAAGCAGGUAGUAAAGAACCAGAUUGAUAUAAAGACGCCAAAUUUAGAGGAGAAAAAUGGUCCUCAAAAACCUGGAGAAGAUGGAGAACAAAAGGCUGGAGAAGCAGGUGCUUCAGAUGGACCAGAUGACGAAGGUGGAAGAAGAGCAGCUGCAGGACGACGUUCUUGUUCCCCCCAUCGUUGAAGCCCAACCUGGAGAGUCUGGGGCUCUGAUGGAGAUCGCGUGUGAAGAUGAAGGUGUCCCGAUGCCGAAGUCGAGGAGAACCAGCCUGAGAUCCAAACGCCCAGAACCGGCUACAAGAUCCUUAGAGGUUUUGUCAUCGGCGCCGCUGUUGUGUUGACGGUCACUAUAGCUUCCCGUCGACUGUCCUCGUUCUUCAACGUCUGAAUCUGUCGUGGUGACGAUCCGGAGAUCAUCCAAUCACACGCCGACUUUUCCAACAUCAAAAUAACAAUAAAGUGCCUUCAUGAA
Messenger RNA from Trichomycterus rosablanca, 4106 nucleotides. RefSeq names its product titin-like. The coding region runs from base 1659 to 2345 and encodes 228 amino acids. The transcript is spliced from 2 exons. Lineage: Eukaryota; Metazoa; Chordata; Actinopteri; Siluriformes; Trichomycteridae. The record is from RefSeq and is a predicted model, not a curated record.